GGCAUAGUCCUUCCGGUUACCGUAAGGGCGUUUUUGCGGCAGCGUUCCGGAGCUGGGUGUUUUCCUGCCUGCCCUUACUGGAAGCUGCCUGCUAUCAUUCCUUGCCGUUAUCGCUUUGUUCCCCCGUUUCCCAGGCUUCGGCGCCGAUCUUCCUCGGCCUUCGGGAUGCCGCCGCUCCUCACCUUAGCCUUAGUCGCUUUGGUCGCCGUCACACACGCCGUCCCGCCUCCCGAAAAUGUGACCGUCCAUUGUCACAAUCUGGAGAACGUUGUUUUCUGGAACUACAGUCAGCCCAGCCUUCUGCCGCGCUUUGUGGUGUACGUCUGUGGGUACUCAAGUGGGCCGGCACUGGUGGAGAGCUGCAACUACACCAGAGACUACUUCUGCAACAUUUCUACUGAAACAAGGAACAUCGAUGAACACUUCUACAUAAACGUGACCGCCGUGGUGGGGAAGAGCGUGUCCCUGCCCACCGAUUCGACCCCGUUCUCCUAUUCCACGUUCUAUGACGGCCAGUGCAAACUGGAUUUCCCUAAACCAACCCUGAACAUGGACCAAGACUCGAUUACGAUUACAUUCCUUCACCCGCUUCACGAGUAUGAGAAAUUACAGGACAUCCGUAACAUAGAUGACUACAGCUUGUUCAAGUUUGAAGUCAUGACCAAGGAUAAGGUGGCGAGUUUUGAAUGCGACGCCGAGGAAGAGGAGCCCUGCACGGAGACUAUUAAAGUCAAUGGGUCCGAAAGACACUGCCUGAGAUUAAAGGGAGGCAUGAACGGGGUUGUCACCUCGCUAGAAGAGGAGGUGUGCGUAGGGGUGGCCCCCAAACCCGAUCUGGCGUAUUAUGCCGUGGUUGCCGUGAGCACCAUCACUGUGUUUGUCGUCAUCCUGGUUUUUGCGGUGAUGAUGUACAAGAAGAUCACCAGUGCGAACAGCUCCCUUCCCAAAACCGUGGUCUCGGUUUUCACGCACUCCUCCUCGACGGGCACGUUCACAAUGAAGCGGGAGCCCAUUCUGCUUCCGGAGUCAGUCGGCAGCCCCACCAGCACAGACGAGCUUCUGAAAAACCUGGAGAGCCCCCCCCUGACCAGAAGCACGUCGGACACCGACUGCUCUCGCUUUAAGAUCGGCGUCUGCCGGCCCGACACGUCAGAGGGCAGUCAGGGUACCGAGGGCGAGGCGGAGGAGGCGGAGACUGCGGGUUUCAGUGGGUCAGGCUACGACCGACCCAAAAUGCCCUUUGAGCAGCACAGCCAGGUGGAGAUGAGCCCAGGGGACUUCGUGCACGGCUACAGGAAGUGAGAUUUAGGCCGACACCCUCCGCUUACGUGCACAACCAGACCUUAGUGUUCCCUCCUCCCACCCUGAGCCGAGGAUAGCUGGUGAAUUAUGGUGAAGCCCCCCACCUAGACCCUGGCAGCAUCACUGCUAAACCAGGCCUGGGAGGAGCCCAGUAGCGGAAUGUAGCGGGAAAUUUCCCGCUGGUGCAUGGGCGUGGGGUGGGAGGAUAUAAACCCGCAGCGCUUCUUCCCAGCACGAGCCUGCCCUAGGAAGCACAUCAUGUCCUUCUGCUUUCAACUUGAGCAUUGUGCCUCUGGGCCUAGAGGCCGGCUAGGAGAGUUACGCUUCCUGUAGUUUAAGAAGAGGGCCAUACCUAAGUAGCUACCAGACCAUUAAAAGAAUAGUUGCCCAAAAAAUGCAUCCAAGCUCUACAUAGAUAAACUUGAUUAAUCUCUGGGGGAACAUUAAGCAUGUUGCGUGUCCUGCACACAGUGGCAGGUCCAACACAGCCUGUAAUAUAGCUGCUGUCUCUAUCUGGGUUCAUGUUUAGCUCAGGUCUGCUACAUUUCUUAUGACGUUUUUUUUCCUUGAUUUGUUUGACAGAUGUGAAGGUGGUGCUUGAUGUUCCAUCAACAAGCUUUAUCUGUUAAGGUCUUCUGUAGUUUUGUCUCUGUCUGCGUUCUCAAAGUGCAGUUCCAUGGCGGUCGGAAUUUCCAUUUACGCUUUUUAAUUUUGAUUAUUUUUUUUCAAGUGUAAAUCUUCAACCGGCUGUCAUUCUGCUCUUCCUGUUUUCUAGUGAAGCCCUAAGUCUUUAUUCUGGGUCCAGUGACUGAAUUUCGGCAGGUGCUCAGUUAGGACAGAGGGUAAGAGACAGGCGUGACUGGAUUUGUAGGAUGCCGAUCGUUCUGUGUGUGAAUCACCUCACCUGCCGUUUUGCCUCAGGGGUCCGUUGUCUCGUGGCCACUGGGGGGGGGGGGGGCUGCUGUUGCCGGCACAACUCGGUGGCCGUAGGUGCUUAUGAGUGGAACGUCGCGAAGGAGGGGGACCCCUGUCACCUUUCUGCGGAACAUGGAGGCUACCCAGAAUGGGGCGGAGCCUAUCAAAACAGGCUAGGACUGGCUGUCAACUUGUCGAUUGUUUGUACUAAAUUGUAAAAGCAUAAAUUCAUAUGGUUGCUUUCUGUUUAGUUGAAACUAAAAUUUGAAAGACACAUUCGAUAUUCAUUUGAAAUGCUGAAACUUUGUAACCAUCUCUCAGGCAUGGUGCAGUUCAUACUGGAAAAUCUAGAUUCAGAAUGAUACUCACCCAUUUCAGCUCAUUUCAUCCUGAAUGUGCAACAGCAACCAAACCACUAAGAAUCGACUGUGUUUAUCAAUGAUUGUUGGGUAGCUAGCAGGCUAGCUGUGUGCUGUAAGUUUGAAUGUGAUGUUAUGGUUGACGUGGAGACUCUAUAACAGUGCCUUUGAUAAGUAGGGUAUAGUGUUCGGUUUGCUUCCUUUGCGGAGUGGGACGGAGAGACCUGCCAUUGACCGAAAUUGGUAAUAGAAAGGAAAGGAAUGAUGUGUAAGCAGAGGACAGACAGGGCUGGGGGGGCACAGGUGGGGGCAACAUUGAUGACAGUGAGGCCAGAAAAAUGAUUACUGUCAAAGCACCUUGGAAAAACCCAUGCGUGGGCAGAGCAGGAAGCGUCUGCUGGCCGAGGGGAACCGCGCUGAGCAGGAUGAGGUGGGUCUAGGAUGAUGCCGAGAGAAAUUUGCAGGGAAACUUGUAUGAAGAGAUAAGUACGUAUUUUUAGAAAUUUGCACGUUUCCUUUGUUCUUUACAUUUUCUGUAAACAAAAAAAGCAAACUGGACCUUUAUCUCCGAAGGGGGUCCAUCAGGCUCCAUUGGUCUGUCUGAAUCCUCAGAUUUUGCCUGAUAAUUUCGAGCCACGUACCUUUAGACAUUUGCUGACGUCCUGCCUUCCUUUUCACUGCAGUGAUUCUACGUCACUUAUGCUACAUCAUCUGUUAUUUGUAACAUCCUUGUGGAAAUGAAACCAUAUUAAUCGUUACGUCAUUAAAAUCAUCCGAAGCGGCUUCUCUCUGUUUAAUCAGAACCUGUGAUGUUUCUUUGGCCUCUCAGCCCGAUUGGCUCUAUUAUUUUUUUUGAUUAUUGAUCAAUUUAAAUCUGCAUUAUAUUGCUUACACUGAUCUGUCAAACACCACACUCAGCAAUAAAGGCAAUGUUUAUCUCGAACAA
Brienomyrus brachyistius is the source of this 3522-nucleotide messenger RNA. RefSeq names its product interferon gamma receptor 1-like (gene ifngr1l). Lineage: Eukaryota; Metazoa; Chordata; Actinopteri; Osteoglossiformes; Mormyridae. Bases 166 to 1302 code for a protein of 378 amino acids. The record is from RefSeq and is a predicted model, not a curated record. Gene Ontology annotation, molecular function: protein binding. The transcript has 7 exons.